AGACAUUGAGAUACUUGUACCAAAUAUCAUUUUUCAUUAUUAUACUUCUAUUAUUAUUAAGUCUCUUACUCAAAACUCUCUCAAUUUCCAAAUCCAAAAAUGAGUACAGCAACUUUCAUCGACGUCAUUCUUGCCAUCAUUCUGCCUCCUCUUGGUGUUUUCUUGAAGUUUGGCUGCCAGGUUGAGUUUUGGAUCUGUUUGGUGCUGACGUUAUUGGGGUACCUCCCUGGAAUUCUUUAUGCACUCUAUGUCAUCCUCAGAUGAUCUCUUCACUCCUUAAAUGGUGUGAAGGAUGCUCGUUGUCGUUGAUGAUGAGUAUGCAGCAGAAAUUUCUUGUUUAGUUUGAUUGGUUAUUCAUUGAAUCGGCCUUGUUUUCACUUUCAAUAGUACCUUUUUUUUUUUUUUUUUUUUUUUAUAAUGUAUGAAAUUGUUCGCCGUUGAUUUGCUACAUGGAUUUCUUGAUGAAAUUAAAGUGAAAAUUGCUGAUUAUGAAAUGGUACUUUUAUGUAUCUACUAGUGUCUA
Chenopodium quinoa (quinoa) is the source of this 523-nucleotide messenger RNA. Its product is annotated as hydrophobic protein RCI2B. The coding region runs from base 100 to 264 and encodes 54 amino acids. Gene Ontology annotation, cellular component: membrane. Lineage: Eukaryota; Viridiplantae; Streptophyta; Magnoliopsida; Caryophyllales; Amaranthaceae. The record is from RefSeq and is a predicted model, not a curated record. The transcript has 3 exons.